This is a messenger RNA of Macrobrachium nipponense, 3633 nucleotides long. RefSeq names its product nuclear cap-binding protein subunit 1-like. The record is from RefSeq and is a predicted model, not a curated record. Gene Ontology annotation, molecular function: protein binding; RNA cap binding; mRNA binding. Gene Ontology annotation, biological process: nuclear-transcribed mRNA catabolic process, nonsense-mediated decay; mRNA export from nucleus. NCBI's taxonomy places the organism in Eukaryota, Metazoa, Arthropoda, Malacostraca, Decapoda, Palaemonidae. Gene Ontology annotation, cellular component: nucleus; nuclear cap binding complex.
CAAGUCGACUCGGAGUCGACACUCGACAACAAUAUACCGUUGCGAGCUGCUGUCACGCAAGUGAACGUGUCAAAAGAAUCCUUUUCAUAUUCUGUAAUAACACACUAGACAGAGAAAAAACAGCAAAAUGAGUCGUCGAAAGUUCGAUGAAAUGUCGGAUUACGACUCCGGUCGUGACCGAAAGAGGAGACGCAAUGAUGCCGUGGAAAUUGAAGAUCGUCUUGAAUCUCUCAUUAUCCGCGUUGGAGAGAAGAGCACCUCAUCUUUGGAGAGUAAUCUUGAAGGUCUGGCAAGUGUAUUAGAGGCAGAUAUCAAUAAUUACAAGACCAAAAUUCUCAAGAUACUAAGUGAUUGUGCUGUCAAGAUGCCAGAAAAAACAACAAUUUAUACUACUCUUGUUGGACUUCUGAAUGCAAAGAAUUACAACUUUGGAGGAGAGUUUGUUGAUCUGAUGGCUCGAAAACUGAAGGAGGCACUGAAGUCAUGCUAUUGGAAGACUGCUCGUUAUGUUCUUAGAUUCUUUGCAGAUCUGGUAAAUUGUCAUGUCAUUUCCACCAACUCGCUCCUUCAGUUACUUCAUACUUUCUUAGACACUGCUAGAGAUGACAAUUCCCCACAAGUGAGGAGUGAUACAUACGUUUAUGCUGUUUUAAGUUGCUUGCCUUGGGUUGGGCGUGAGUUGUAUGAGAAGAAGGAACAGGAUUUGGAGCGUUUAUUGAAGCACAUUGAAAUAUAUGUGAGGAAACGAAGUCGAAAGCAUGUUCCAGGACUCAGAGUGUGGCGUUCUGAUCGACCUCAUCCACAAGAGGAGUACCUUGACUGUCUUUGGUCUCAGAUAUGCAAGUUGCGGUCAGACAUGUGGCAAGAGAAACACAUUGCAAGACCUUAUGUGGCCUUUGAUUCAAUACUGUGUGAAGCCUUACAUAACAUUCCACCACUGACACUACCCCCUCACAAUCAAGACAAUAUGUAUCCUUUUCCAUGGGUAGUGUUUAGGCUUUUUGAUUAUACUGAUUGUCCAGAGGGCCCUGUUUUACCAGGAGCUCAUUCUAUUGAACGCUAUCUAAUUGAAGAACACUUACACAACAUCAUCAAAGAAUAUCACCUGGAAAGGAAGCAGUGUGCUGCCUUUCUUCUUGAUUUCCCAUUGAAGCAUAAGAUCCCUCUGGAGUAUAUGAUUGUAGAGGUUGUGUUGGCUGAGCUGUUCCAUCUGCCAGGCCCACGCUACAUUGAGAUCUGCUAUGGUUCUCUCUUGAUAGAGUUGUGCAAGCUGCAACCUGCAACGAUGCCUCAGGUCUUGGCUCAAGCUGUUGAAUUGCUGUUUGAUCGUAUAGACACCAUGAAUGUCUGCUGUUUUGAUAGGUUUGUGAACUGGUUUGGUUACCAUUUAAGUAACUUCCAGUUUAAGUGGUCUUGGGAUGACUGGCUUGAGGCCUCGCAGUUGGAUCCAACCCAUCCCAAAGCAAAGUUUGUAAUUGAAGUACUGCAGAGAGCUAUGAGGUUGUCUUAUAGGCAAAGAAUUGCUGAGGUAGUCCCAGAGCAGUUUGAUUGUUUUGUGCCAAAUAAGCCAGAGCCAAAUUGCAGGUACUUCACAGAAACCGGGGCUGACAUUCCUGGCUUCAAUACGGCUCAGCGUCUCGAAGCUAUCAUCAGAGCAAAAGGAACGUCAACGGAAGUGAUUCAGGCUUUAGGUGAAUUGCCCAACCCACUGCAAGAAAAUGACGAAACCGAUCCUCCCUAUCAUCCUCUGCAGAUUCAAGUUUUUGUGCAAACUCUACUUCACCUGGGCUCCAAAAGUUUCUCUCAUGCUUUUGCUGGUAUUUCAAAGUUUUUGAAGGUAUUUGAAGCUCUUGUUGGACCUCACGAAGAAGCCCAGAUACUUGUGCUGCGUGAAAUGCAUGAAGUAUGGCACAACCAUCAGCAGAUGAUGGUUAUGUUGACAGAUAAAUUCUUGCGUACACAAAUUGUUAGAUGUGCAUCAGUGGCUACAUGGGUUUUCAGCAAGGAUAUGAUCCCUGAGUUCACAAAAAACUAUAUUUGGGAAAUAAUCCACGCAACCAUUCGUAAAAUGAACAAACACGUAGCUCGCCUUCAGCGAGAGGUAAAUGAUGCACGUGAGCGCCGGACUGGGCAUGAUUCAGAUGACUCCUCUUCAGAUGAAGAAGAGCAGAGACCAAGACCAACAGAAGAAGAAAUUGAAAGAAUGGAAGAGAAAUUGGAAACUGCACAAGCUGACCAGAAACUUUUCCUCAUUAUUUUCCAGAGGUUCAUCAUGAUCUUAUCAGAACAUCUUGUGCGUUGUGAUACUGAUGGUCGAGACUUUAACACUCACUGGUAUCGAUGGACUGUUGGAAGGUUAAAUCAAAUUUUCAUGAUGCACAACACCCAAGUAGAGCGAUACAGUCAAACAUUGAGUACAUUGCUCUUCACUCAAGAUUUAGACCCACACAUUCUUGAUGCCUUUAAUCAGUUUAUUGCAUUGCGUACAUAAAUCCUUCAAAAAGGACCCUGUUUCCUGUUUAUACUGUAUGAUACUUGGGUAUUUUUGUUACUUUUUUGUGGCAUGAUUAUGCCUCCGGUACAUUAGUGGAUGUUUUACUGGAUAGGCAGAAGUUGGCACUCUAGAUAAUAAGAGUUCAAGUAAGUAAUUAGGAAUUAUUCAUAUUUUAUGAAAUAUUUUCUUAUAUUUAACCUAUUAAUUGAGAUAAUAUAAUGUUUAGGUUAUUGAUGAUUUCUUGGAAUCACAGCUUUGAAAGUGUCAUUGUAGCUGCUUUUCCUCAUAUUGAAUUCUUGCUGUUAGCUAAAUUAUUAUCAUCACUAUCAUUAGUGAUGUUAUUUUCACAAGAAAGAGCACCAUUGCUCAUGAGAAUGACGUUACUGUCACAUUAGCUUUUUCAUAUACUCCAGAUCUUGAAAUUUACUCGUAGGUAAAUGCACGAGAUUAGUUGAAAGUUGCAUUAAUAUUAAGAUAUUGACAGAAUUAGCACAAUCUUUCACUCUAUGAUCAUCAGUAAAGCUUUUGCUUCAUGGUGAAGAUUAAAUACAAUGACAUUUGCUGGAUUGAGAUGCAAGAUGUAUCCCUUGCCUUUGUUGCUACACUAAUGGACAACACUUAAAGGUACUCUCUUUUCAUAUCUGCAAUAGAGUUUUUAAUUUGCUUGUAUACAGAAAAAAAGGCCUUCCUCAGCCAUCUGUUGACAGAAUCUCAUUUUGUGGAAACAGCUCAGUAGAUGGGGAAGAUGAUAAUUUUCUUUGUGAGGCUUUGCUUAAGGCUUAUAUUAUUUUAAUGACUUUUUGAAAUUAAAAGAUACAUGGAUGUACAUGGACGUUCUUGAUGAGGGCUUAUAUGAAAAUGGAUUUUUUUUUUCUUCAAGAUAAAUUUAAGAAUGAUAUCUAAUAUAAGACAUUUCCUGAUUAUAUCAUCUGGUGUAAUUUUCUGUUACAUAAUAUAUGAUGUAAUUCUCUGUUACAUGGGUGUAGUAUCCUGUACUUGCGUAUAUUAAUUGGAGAUGAUUUUGAUUACGAUACUGUUCUUAAUUUUUCUAAAUUUAUAUGAUGAUAAGAUGUUAAUUAUUUGAGCCACUACGUAUCAUAAGUGGUUAAUUUGUUCACUUGAAUACAGCCUAAUAUUUA